Messenger RNA from Arachis duranensis, 2033 nucleotides. RefSeq names its product rust resistance kinase Lr10-like. The record is from RefSeq and is a predicted model, not a curated record. Gene Ontology annotation, molecular function: ATP binding; protein kinase activity. Bases 19 to 1854 code for a protein of 611 amino acids. Gene Ontology annotation, biological process: protein phosphorylation. The transcript is spliced from 2 exons. Lineage: Eukaryota; Viridiplantae; Streptophyta; Magnoliopsida; Fabales; Fabaceae.
GUCAUUCCUCCAUUACUAAUGACGAUACCGGUGGCAUUGCUUCUGCUUCUGCUUCUUGUGAAUCUGAAUCUUGGGAAUUGCGGUGAUCACCAUCCGGUUCAGUGUCCGGUCCGUCUGUACUGUAAAGAAAACAAUAUACUUGGUAUUCAUUACACAACCGGUAUUCUUGAGCUGCCUGGCUUUCCAUCCUCAGUAAAACUCACAGUCCGUCACGUUAAUUACACAUCAAAAACUUUAGAAAUAUUUGAUCCCAAACACUGUUUACCAGAACUCUUUCUCAGACUCAACUACUCAUCGUUUUAUCCUUUCCGAUCCAUUAAACAAUCACUUGAUUUCGAUAGUGAUUUGGCAGAACCUCCUGAGCCAACCAACGUUACUUUCUUUAAUUGUUCUUCAAGAGACCAACCGCACCGCCGGAGACCCUCCGACUCCGACGAACAAGAUAGGAUAUCUCUCACAGACGAACAAGACGCGCUAUCUUGUCCGAUUUAUGUGGCUGAAGAUUACGACGAUGUCAUCGACUCAAACCUGCUACCCUGCACAAAACUUUUUCAUCGGGUUAUGCCAGUAUCCGCAACUAGGAUACGGAGUAAUUCAAUGGUCUUGGUAUGGAAUGAAACAACGCACAAUGGCCAUGGAUGUUUUGUUGGUUGCAACGUAUCCAACGAAGUACCUGAAUUUGAGACUCCUAAUGCAGGGAAGCUUAAAGAAGGGAAGGACUACGAAUCCAUUAUUUUACUCAUCACAGUCAUAGGUGGAGUUUUCUUUGUGUCAACGCUUCUCGGUGCAUUAUAUCAUAUAUAUGGCUAUUAUAGGAACAAAGGGGAAGAUCAACAAAGAGUUGAAACUUUUUUGAAGGACUACGAGGCAUUAAACCCAACAAGAUUCUCUUAUGCUGAUAUCAAGAGAAUCACUAAGAAAUUCAAGGAUAAGUUAGGUGAAGGAGCUCAUGGAUCAGUCUACAAAGGUAAAUUGUCCAAUCAAAUUCUUGUUGCUGUCAAGAUCCUCAAUAAUGUAGACAGAGAUGGGAAAGAAUUCAUAAAUGAAGUGGGAACUAUGGCCAAAAUCCACCAUGUCAAUGUGGUUCGCUUGCUUGGCUACUGCGCCGAUGGAUCUCACCGCGCUUUGGUUUAUCACUUCUUCCCCAAUGGUAAUCUCCAGAGCUUCAUCGCUUCGUCCAGCAACAAAGAAAACUUUCUCGGAUGGAUCAAGUUGCAUCAGAUUGCUCUCGGCAUAGCUAGAGGGAUUGAAUACCUUCACCAAGGCUGUGAUCAAAGAAUUCUGCAUUUUGAUAUUAAUCCUUACAAUGUCUUGUUAGAUGACAAUUUCACUCCAAAAAUUUCAGAUUUCGGUUUGGCUAAGUUAUGCUCCAAGAAUCGAAGUACUGUAUCCAUGACUGCAGCAAGGGGAACUUUAGGAUACAUGGCGCCGGAAGUUUUCUCUAGAAACUUCGGGAAUGUAUCUUAUAAAUCCGAUAUCUACAGUUAUGGGAUGCUAUUGCUUGAGAUGGUUGGAGGAAGAAAGAAUACAAACAUGAGUCAAGAAACAUUUCAAGUUCUAUAUCCAAAUUGGAUACACAAUUUGCUUGAAGGAGAUGAUACGUAUAUUCCAAUCGACGAUGAUGGAGAUUUUAAAAUUGCAAAGAAACUGGCAAUAGUGGGACUAUGGUGCAUCCAGUGGCACCCAGUACACCGUCCCUCCAUGAAAAAUGUAGUUCAAAUGCUUGAAGCAGAGGAAGACAAGUUGAAAGUGCCACCAAAUCCUUUUGAAUCUACUGCUGCGACUAGUUCAAGUGCAAUUAUUCCAGCAAGAUUCUUGAAUUUGGAAUUGGAAGUGAUUCCAGAAACAGAAUAAAUGAGCUAAUUGUUGUAAAAUAUAUCACUCAUGCACUCAUGUUUGUAUCAAAGAAAAAAUAAAUGAAGAAUUUGUUUUUACAUGCUUUUUGUAGGGAUAUCUUGGAUUUCAAAAACAAUUCAUUGACUGGCACUUAUGAUGGACAAAUCUUGUGCUAAAGAGGGUGUAUUAUUUUGGAA